Messenger RNA from Amblyraja radiata (thorny skate), 4487 nucleotides. It is a transcript of the gene fgf14, whose product is annotated as fibroblast growth factor 14. The record is from RefSeq and is a predicted model, not a curated record. The transcript has 5 exons. The coding region runs from base 533 to 1276 and encodes 247 amino acids. Gene Ontology annotation, molecular function: growth factor activity. NCBI's taxonomy places the organism in Eukaryota, Metazoa, Chordata, Chondrichthyes, Rajiformes, Rajidae.
UCUGUGUGUGCGCAGCCGUCAGGGCGAGCGGUCGGCGAGGCGGAGCGGGGACCAUGUUCACACUCCGGUAGCGGGGGGGAGAUGUUCGGGCUCCGGUCGCGGGAGCAACCCCGUGUGCAUCCCGGGUGAAGGCAAGCCGGUUCCCCUUGGCUGAGUCUUGGUGAUCGACGGCAGCUCAGUGGAGGGGAGGUGAGGAGAGGAGAGGGGAGAGAAAGGGGGCCAGGUGCGUUGUUGGAGAGAGUUAAGGAAGUUGAGCGGGCUCGACGUGUGUCAGGAAACCCGCACCGCACAGAGAAGGGAACGGUGUGCGGAUACCUGCCCGCUCGCCACCCCGGGGCUCUGGGGGAAAGGAUGGAGAAGUUGAGGAGCGGACUGAAUCUCGCAGGCUCCGCGUUGACAAGGAGCUACCUGCCUGCCCGCGAUUCCGAGCAGACGGAGAGAGCGCGCCGACGGUCCGUCUCCAUGCCGGAGCUGAGACGCUGACGGGCGGCCGGGCACCGAGUGACGGCUCUUUCCACCGCUACCAUCGGCCAUGGCAGCGGCGAUUGCCAGCUCCCUGAUCCGGCAGAAGCGCCUGGCUCGGGAGCAUCACCUAGACAGACAGGUUGUCACAAAGCGCAUCAAAAGCCCCCACAAAAAGAAAAACGUGAGCCAUGGCAACCUGGUGGAUAUCUUUUCCAAAGUCAGGAUCUUUGGGAUGAAGAAGAGAAGGCUGCGGAGACCAGAUUCCCAGCUCAAGGGUAUAGUGACCAGGUUAUAUUGCAGGCAAGGUUUCUACCUGCAGAUGAACGCAGAUGGAGCUGUUGACGGAACAAAGGAUGACAGCACUAAUUCCACAUUGUUCAACCUCGUGCCAGUGGGACUCCGAGUUGUUGCCAUUCAGGGUGUGAAGUCGGGGCUUUACGUGGCUAUGAAUGGGGAAGGAUAUCUAUACACAUCAGAACUUUUUACCCCUGAAUGCAAGUUCAAGGAGUCAGUCUACGAGAAUUACUAUGUGAUCUACUCAUCGAUGCUGUAUCGGCAGCAGGAAUCCGGCAGGGCUUGGUACCUGGGCUUCAACAAGGAUGGACAAAUCAUGAAAGGAAAUCGUGUGAAGAAAACUAAGCCUGCUUCUCAUUUUCUGCCCAAACCACUGGAAGUCGCCAUGUAUCGUGAGCCAUCGCUGCAUGACAUCGGCGAGACAGUCCUGAAGAACACAAUGACUCCGGGUAAAAGCACAUGUACUUCUGCUGUAAUGAACGGGGGCAAACAAGUUAAAAAAAACAAGUCGACAUAGCCUGCCGGGUCUUGGAGAGGACGCAAUUCGUAAACCACUGCUCUGUUGGGCGAUUUAUCCCUGGCAGACUGUCGCCUUCCGAUGUCCGUGAGCAGAAACAGCCAGCGACCUCUUGCUCGUGGCAGUCUUUGACUAUCUCAUUGCAAGCGGAUAAAUCCCAAUGCGUAGCUCCUCCCGCGACAAGAAACCUGGAUAACUCAGACCAUGGAUGUUGUUCCCAGACACUGGAUGAAUGCCUUGUACCUGUUCCCUGUUAACUGUGACACUCCAUGAGAAUGAUCUAUCUCACAACUACUCUUGGUGCAUUGCCUGCUGACCACAAACAAAAGGGAAUCCAGUCCGGAGGAGGCUUGCUCGCUGUGUGAGAGCUGUCGGCAGCUGGAUCUCAGACCAUUGCUGUAAAUCUCUGCUUGUUCAGGAACAAGCCCUCACCCCCCUCCCCUCUCUCUCUCUCUCUCUCAUUUUUUUACACCUAGCUGCUCUAUCCUUAACCUCUUUUAUUCUUGCAGAGACCUGCUGUGUGGGUUAUGUUCUCCGCUAUAGAAGACCAAGACAAGAGUGGGGGGGGGGGGGAGGAAGGGGAAGGGAAUUGAAAGAGGGCCGUGGUUUUGAAUUGGAACUGCAACCCAGUCACCAGGGGUGACGGGGAUCUUGGUGAGCACUACCACCCCGCUGAGGGCUGAUGAGCCGGACGGUGAACGAGAAGGCCUGCACACUGGCUGAUAAAUUGUCCUGCACCCAUGGAGAUCGCUCGCGGGCAGCAGAAGGGAUUGUGGGGGGGCGCCAAGCUCCUCCGCCACCUCUUCUGUGGGAACGCACCCGUACCUGACAGUGAUGCCCCUCACCUUGCCCAAUGGGCGGUGCCCCACAUUGAGACCUGGGCCCUCCCUCCAUCACCUGCCCAGCAACCCCCAUGCAAGGUUCUGAGCGACACCCUCCCUGAGCCAUGGAUGAGUUUUGUCCCUUUGGCCAAACUGGCCUUCCAUUUUUGUUGAGGCAGGUGCUGAGACACCAGGCGACUUCUGUCCACAUUGGAAAGUGUGACCCAAGGCAGCCAUUUUGGUUCUGGCCCACCAGCUAACAGGAGUGUCCCACAAUAGGCCUCCGUUGCUUCCCUUGGGAAGAGGAGGAGAGAAAUGACUACAGCUGUUGUGGGAAUGAUGUACGAGAGGGUUCUUUGACUUUUUUUUCUUUAAGCUCAGUGAGUGGUGCUGCUCAUUGUCCUUGGUGAGCCAAUGUACCUCUUGGCAGCAGCAUGUCCUUCUGAGCUGCUGAGCAGUCAGUGAUUCACUUGACCCAAGCGUUUCCAAACCAAGAGCCCCAGUGGGCGAGGAGGCGGUUGCUAUGGUUCAUUCAAUCCUCAAUUCAUUCAUUUGUCCAAAAUAAUUCAGUUGCUUUAAUUAUCACAAAACUGCCAGAAAGCUGGAUAUUAUUUUAACAUGUGUAAUGCUCCAUUUUCCUGUUCCAAAUUCCCUCAGAAAAGUGGAAAUUAAUUGAUUGAGAAAGACCCAAAACUGUUCUGUCUACAUUACUCUGGUAGUUAGAUUGCUGCAAUUGUGUUAAAAGUGCAGGACAAACCAACAUAAGACUUAUUUAUUUUAACUCUGGUAGUAAUUUUAACAUGCAUUAGAUUUGUUUGUUAAUUAUUUGUUCUACCCCAAUUCUAUCAAGUGCUAAGUGCUUUAUUCUGAUGAAAAAAGUAGCAAAGUUCUUAAUUACCUCAAAGGGUUAGCUAGCUGGGUGAAAUGGCGAAAAAUAUCAUUGAUCCAGGAAAAGCUGUCCUUAAAAAGCAAAGUGAAAUCUUUGGGAAUACAACACACCUUGACAAUAUCAGCUAAAUGAAGUCAUAACUGUCCUAUACAGCAAAACUAAAGCUUCAAUAGUCAAAUCAAAAUUACUUUUCAAACAUGUUUACGACCAGCACUGCCUCAGAACAAAGACUAGAGUCGUGAAAUUCAUGGCCCAGUGGAUAUCACUUAACAUUAAUGAAACACGAUUCAUCUUAGUGAAAAUCAUUGAUGAUGUGUUUUGGUGGGGGGGGGGUAAAAGCAUACAGAGCCAAGUGUGAAUAUAUCGAGUUCAGUUGAAAAUGGGAAAGUAAUGGAGUGUACUGCAUGGUGAGUUUUCAUUAUAUCAGGGAGGUAAUGGUUCAUUUAGGGUCCAGGAAACUGAUGAAUAGGGCUUUAAAAACAUGAACUCUGGAAGGCAAGCAUUGUGCUAAUUGAAGCCAUUCUGACAGCUCUCUUGAUCACUCAAUGUUGAGCCCAAUACAGCAACUAUUCUCACUCCCUUGUCAUGUUUACUGUAGUGUCGAUGGUUCAAGUGUUGCUGCAUUACAAGGACUGUCAAGCUGCAGGUUUCGUAGUUCUUACAAGCUUGAAAACUAUUUAGUAAUUUAGUAAGUCUAAUAUUUCUGAUUUAUUUUACAAACUCUAAUUUCUGCAGAUUGGAAAUGCCGCAAUGCUGCUGCUAGGCUGCUAAUGUAUGACACCUGAUAACUUUUAGCAAUUUCUAUCUCAUCGUUUGUUCCAAGGAAGGAAACUAGAUUUGUGUUGAUUUCCUCUUUUUUUAAAAACAAUGUAGAGAAAAAAAAGGUUUAAGCACAUCGGCCGCUAUUGGGGUCUCUGUUACUGACCAAAUUAAAUACUGUCAAGAGUAAAAUCCCAUGAGUGUUUGAUUAUAAAACUGAGGGAAGGCAAUAGUUCCUGGAGACAACAUACAGCACGCAAAUAUUCGACAGUGGAACCAACAGUAUGACCCUUGCAAACCAGUUGACUGGUUAAACCUAGGCUGAAUUUAUUUUUGUAAAUGACAAUGAGCAUAUUAUUGUUAACCCCUUCUGUGUUUCUUUUAUUCUUUAGUUGUUUUAUGAGUUGUUCGUGAGAGUGUUUAUUCCAAAUGAAUGGUUGUCCUUGACAAGCUAAUUCUUAUCACGUUUUAAGAAACAAUGGAGCAGAGGGAUUGUUUAUUCUUUCUGCCUUUGUUACUAUUUUGUCUCUUGUCCCAUAUGGCGCAUGGGAUGAGGGUGACAGUGAUCAAACAGAACUGCAUGUAGUAGGUUGUAUGUGUCAAGAACUGUUGGUAUGUAUUACUAAAAUUUACAUACAUAUAUGCAAAAAAGAGUUUGUCUGCAUUGUACAGUUUAAAUGUUUAUUAUCAUUUGUUGUACACCCAAAUACAACAUAUUGAAUAAAAUAUUUAUAUGAAGAUA